Molecule: messenger RNA, 543 nt
Organism: Trypanosoma theileri
Lineage: Eukaryota; Euglenozoa; Kinetoplastea; Trypanosomatida; Trypanosomatidae
Exons: 1
Coding region: 1-543 (180 amino acids)
Source: RefSeq, a predicted model, not a curated record
AUGGCUCUGCGUUGUGUACCAAUUCGCUUCGGGGUACAUCGUGUUGGCUACACGCACCCCAGCACACUCCCUGUGCCUUGUGCGCAGCGGUGGGAUUUACGACUUGCGCGUGCUCGUAUAUUUCAGGAGUAUAUUGAAGAGAAGGCCCCUGGUGCGUGGCAGUUAGAGGAUGAAAGGUCAAUGUCACCAGAGUUUAAGACAUUCACAGGUUACCCUAUGCGAGAGAUGCGUCCUGGCUACGGACAAAAUCUACCAGAUUUUAUUAUGAAGAAGCGGUUGCCAAACAACACACAUUAUGAGCUCUUCGCCCGUCGUGAUAUUCCCAAUGAGGAUAAUGCCAUGUACGGAAAAUACCUCUAUGACAUGACUGUUCAUGGAACCUCAUUACCAUCAACCUACAGAAUGCAUAAAGAUAUUAACAAGGCACAACGUAACGAUAGAAAACUCUCUGGUAACCGGUUUAAAGUACUCUGCUCUUCUGGGGCAAAGAAUCCUCCAUCUCAGUGGGAGCCCAUUCCAGAUGCUACCGAAGAGGAGGAGUAG